Molecule: messenger RNA, 312 nt
Organism: Lottia gigantea (owl limpet)
Lineage: Eukaryota; Metazoa; Mollusca; Gastropoda; Lottiidae
Exons: 1
Source: RefSeq, a predicted model, not a curated record
ACAUACAGUUUUUAUAAACUAACAAAUAGAACAUACAGUUUUUAUAAACUAACAAAUAGAACAUACAGUUUUUAUAAACUAACAAAUAGAACAUACAGUUUUUAUAAACCAACAAAUAGAACAUACAGUUAUAAAUUCAGAUUUUAUAAACUAACAAAUAGAACAUACAGUUUUUAUAAACUAACAAAUAGAACAUACAGUUUUUAUAAACUAACAAAUAGAACAUACAGUUUUUAUAAACUAACAAAUAGAACAUACAGUUUUUAUAAACCAACAAAUAGAACAUACAGUUAUAAAUUCAGAUUCUAUUAA